AUGUCAGCUUCUCUUAGGCUUUACUCCACCAACCUCAUGGAGGUUGCCAGAUUCGGCAAGAUCUUGAUUGUUCCGUCAGUUGACGAGCCGUUUCACUUUAAACCAAGAUUUAGAGAUUAUAUCGAGAUCAGGUCACAGAUCACCGAUCACAUGCGCCAGGCCGGUCGGCCGCCCACUCAGCGAACAGUCGCUGUCUCCAGCCUCGGUCAGAUUUUGCUUAACUGGCCUCUUGAAGUUUGCCAAAUUUGUCCAGCUUCUGGUCGUUCCGUAGGGCAACGAACCGGUUUACCUCCAGCUCUAGUUGCAUCUUAA
Molecule: messenger RNA, 312 nt
Organism: Protopolystoma xenopodis
Lineage: Eukaryota; Metazoa; Platyhelminthes; Monogenea; Polystomatidea; Polystomatidae
Source: the annotation of a GenBank genome assembly